Molecule: messenger RNA, 11604 nt
Organism: Myotis daubentonii (Daubenton's bat)
Lineage: Eukaryota; Metazoa; Chordata; Mammalia; Chiroptera; Vespertilionidae
Gene: ASH1L
Product: ASH1 like histone lysine methyltransferase
Exons: 28
Biological process (GO): regulation of DNA-templated transcription
Cellular component (GO): nucleus; nucleoplasm
Molecular function (GO): protein binding; histone H3K4 methyltransferase activity; chromatin binding
Source: RefSeq, a predicted model, not a curated record
UCCGCUCCCCCGCCGGCCGCCUCUUGACAAGCGAGAGGGAUCCGCUGUGGACCCGGGGAAGCGGAGGAGCCUGGUGGCGGCCGUCCCCUCUUCCCCACUUCCCUGCACUCUCAUCGCUGGGCCUCGGCCUCUGACACGAGAAAGAGAUGCUGGUUGCAAGUUUUGGAGAUUCCUGUUUUUUAUGGAACACAGUUCUGUAAAAUAUUCAUAGGAUUCCUUGGUAAUAACAUACACUUGUGAUGGACCUUAGAAAUACUGCUAUGUUAGGAUUGGGUUCUGAUUCCGAAGGAUUUUCAAGAAAGAGUCCCUCUGCCAUCAAUGCUGGAACAUUGGUCAGCAAUAGAGAAGUAGAGCUAGAAAACAACGCAAAGGAGGAAGAGGGCCUUCGCAAAUGGAAUCGGGAAAGAAACAUUGAAUUAGGGAAAGAUGAUGAUUUGACCGAUGCACAGCAACAGUUUUCAGUGAAAGAAACAAACUUUUCAGAGGGAAAUUUAAAAUUGAAAAUUGGCCUUCAGGCUAAGAGAACUAAAAAACCUCCAAAGAACUUGGAGAACUAUGUAUGUCGACCUGCCAUAAAAACAACUAUCAAGCACCCAAGGAAAGCACUUAAAAGUGGGAAGAUGACAGAUGAAAAGAAUGAACACUGUCCUUCAAAACGAGACCUUUCAAAGUUGUACAAGAAAUCAGGUGAUGUUUCAGCCAUUCAAUGCCAUUCUGAAGAAAGUAUCCAUCUUCAUUCACAGGGAGAAAACAAUUCUUUGUCUAAGAAGCUUUCUCCAAUACACUCAGAAAUGACAGAUUACAUUAAUGCAACAUCAUCUACUGUUGUUGGUAGUCGGGAUCCUGAUUUAAAGAACAAAACAUUACUUAAUGGAGGAACAACUGUAACAGAAAAGUUGGCACACCUUAUUGCAACUUGUCCCCCCUCCAAGUCUUCCAAGACAAAAUCGAAAAAGUUAGGAACUGGUACUACUAUUUCAGGAUUGGUUAGCAAGGAUUUGAUCAGGAAAGCAGGUGUUGGUUCUGUAGCUGGAAUAAUACAUAAGGACUUAAUAAAAAAACCAGUGAUCAGCACAGCAGUUGGAUUGGUAACUAAAGAUCCUGGGAAAAAGCCAGUGUUUAAUGCAACAGUAGGAUUGGUCAAUAAGGACUCUGUGAAAAAACUAGGAAAUGGCACUACAGCGGUAUUCAUUAAUAAAGACUUAGGCAAAAAGCCAGGGACUAUCACUACAGUAGGACUGCUGAGCAAGGAUUCAGGAAAGAAGCUAGGAAUUGGUAUUGUUCCAGGUUUAGUGAAUAAGGAAUCUGGAAAGAAGUUAGGAUUUGGCACUGUAGUUGGACUGGUUAAUAAAGACCUGGGAAAGAAAUUGGGUUCUACUGUUGGCCUUGUGACCAAGGACUGUGCAAAGAAGAUUGUAGCAAAUUCAACAAUGGGAUUAGUUAAUAAGGACAUUGGAAAGAAACUAGUGAGUUGUCCUAUGGCAGGACUGGUCAGUAAAGAUGCCCUAAACCUUAAAGCUGAAGCACUGCUCUCCACUCAAGAAUCAUUUAAGGCUUCUUGUACAAACAUCAAGAGUCAUGAAAGUCAGGAACUUUCUGAAUCCUUGAAAGACAGUGCCAGCAGCAAAACUUUUGAGAAGAGUGUUAUACGACAGAGUAAAGAAAGCAUAUUGGAAAAGUUCUCAGUUCGAAAAGAAAUCAUUAAUUUGGAGAAAGAAAUGUUUAAUGAAGGAACAUGCAUUCAGCAAGAUAGUUUCUCAUCCAGUGAAAGGGGGUCAUAUGAAACCUCAAAGCAUGAAAAGCAACCUCCCGUAUAUUGCACUUCUCCAGACUUUCAAAUGGGAGGUGCUUCUGAUGCAUCUACAGCUAAAUCCCCUUUUAGUGCAGUAGGAGAAAGCACUCUCCCCUCCCCAUCACCUACUGUAUCUGUUAAUCCUUUAACCAGAAGUCCCCCUGAAACUUCACUACACUUGGCUCCUAAUUCAUUACUUCUAAGUCCUACCACAGAACUAAUGGAAGAAAUUUCUGAAUCUGGUGGAAAGAACCAAUUUACUUCUGAAAGUGCCCACUUGAACAUUGGUCACAGGUCUGUGGGUCAUAGUAUGAAUAUUGAAUGUAAAGGGAUUGAUAAAGAGCUAAAUGAUUCAAAAACUACACAUCUAGAUAUUCCAAGAAUAAGCUCUUCUUUAGGAAAAAAGCCAAGUUUGACUUCUGAAUCCAGUAUUCAUACAAUUACCCCUUCAGUUGUUAACUUCACUAGUUUAUUUAGUAACAACCCUUUUCUAAAGCUUGGUGCAGUAACUGCCUCUGACAAACACUGCCAAGUUGCUGAGAGCCUAAGCACUAGUUUGCAGUCAAAACCAUUAAAAAAAAGGAAAGGAAGAAAAGCUCGAUGGACUAAAGUGGUGGCAAGAAGCACAUGCCGGUCUCCAAAAGGGCUAGAAUUAGAAAGAUCAGAGCUUUUUAAAAAUGUUUCAUGUAGCUCACUAUCAAAUAGUAAUUCUGAGCCAGCCAAGUUUAUGAAAAACAUUGGACCAUCUUCAUUUGUAGAUCAUGAUUUCCUUAAACGCCGAUUGCCAAAGUUGAGCAAAUCUACAACUCCAUCUCUUGCUCUCUUAACUGACAGUGAAAAACCAUCUCAUAAGUCUUUUGCUACUCACAAACUGUCCUCCAGUAUGUGUGUCUCUAGUGACCUUUUGUCUGAUAUUUAUAAGCCCAAAAGAGGAAGACCUAAAUCUAAAGAGAUGCCUCAACUGGAAGGUCCACCUAAGAGGACUUUAAAAAUUCCUGCCUCUAAAGUUUUUUCUUUGCAGUCUAAGGAAGAACAAGAACCCCCAAUUUUGCAACCAGAAAUUGAAAUUCCUUCCUUCAAACAAAGUCUGUCUGUGUCUCCUUUCCCAAAAAAGAGAGGCAGACCUAAGAGGCAAAUGAGGUCACCAGUCAAGAUGAAGCCACCUGUACUAUCAGUGGCUCCAUUUGUUGCCACCGAAAGUCCAAGCAAGCUAGAAUGUGAAAGUGACAACCAUAGAAGUAGUAGUGAUUUCUUUGAGAGUGAGGAUCAACUUCCAGAUCCAGAUGACCUAGAUGACAGUCACAGGCCAACUGUCUGUAGUAUGAAUGACCUUGAGAUGGAACCAGAUAAAAAAAUCAAGAGAAACAAUGGACAAUUGAUGAAAACAAUUAUCCGCAAAAUAAAUAAAAUGAAGACUUUAAAGAGAAAGAAACUGUUGAAUCAGAUUCUUUCAAGCUCUGUAGAAUCAAGUAAUAAAGGGAAAGUGCAAUCCAAACUCCAUAAUACAGUGUCAAGUCUUGCUGCUACAUUUGGCUCUAAAUUGGGCCAACAGAUAAAUGUCAGCAAGAAAGGAACCAUUUACAUAGGAAAGAGGAGGGGUCGAAAACCAAAAACUGUCUUAAAUGGCAUUCUUUCUGGUAGCCCUACUAGCCUUGCUGUUCUUGAGCAAACAGCUCAGCAGGCAGCUGGAUCAGCAUUAGGACAGAUCCUUCCCCCUUUACUGCCUUCAUCUGCUAGUAGUUCUGAGAUUCUUCCAUCACCUAUUUGUUCUCAGUCUUCUGGGACUAGUGGAGGUCAGAGCCCUGUAAGUAGUGAUGCAGGCUUUGUUGAACCCAGUUCAGUGCCAUAUUUGCAUUUACACUCCAGACAGGGAAGUAUGAUUCAGACUCUUGCAAUGAAGAAAGCCUCAAAGGGGAGGAGGCGAUUAUCUCCUCCUACUUUGUUGCCCAAUUCUCCUUCACAUUUGAGUGAACUCACAUCUCUGAAAGAAGCUACUCCUUCUCCCAUUAGUGAGUCUCAUAGUGAUGAGACCAUUCCCAGUGAUAGUGGAAUUGGGACAGAUAAUAACAGCACAUCAGACAGGGCAGAGAAAUUUUGUGGGCAAAAAAAGAGAAGGCAUUCCUUUGAGCAUGUUUCUCUGAUUCCCCCUGAAACCUCUACAGUUCUAAGCAGUCUUAAAGAAAAACAUAAACACAAAUGUAAGCGCAGGAAUCAUGAUUACCUCAGCUAUGACAAGAUGAAAAGGCAGAAACGAAAACGGAAAAAGAAAUAUCCCCAACUCCGAAAUAGACAGGAUCCAGACUUUAUUGCAGAGCUGGAGGAAUUAAUAAGUCGUCUAAGUGAAAUUCGAAUCACCCAUCGAAGUCAUCAUUUUAUCCCCCGAGACCUCCUGCCCACUAUUUUUCGAAUCAACUUCAAUAGUUUCUAUACACACCCUUCUUUCCCCUUAGAUCCUUUGCACUACAUUCGAAAACCUGACUUAAAAAAGAAGAGAGGGAGACCCCCUAAGAUGAGAGAGGCAAUGGCUGAAAUGCCUUUUAUGCAUAGCCUUAGUUUUCCUCUUUCUAGUACUGGAUUCUAUCCCUCUUAUGGCAUGCCUUACUCUCCCUCACCCCUUACAGCUGCUCCGAUAGGAUUAGGUUACUAUGGAAGGUAUCCCCCCACUCUUUAUCCACCUCCUCCAUCUCCUUCUUUCACUACUCCACUUCCACCUCCUUCCUAUAUGCAUACUGGUCAUUUACUUCUCAAUCCCACCAAAUACCAUAAGAAAAAGCAUAAGCUGCUUCGACAGGAGGCCUUUCUUACAACCAGCAGGACUCCCCUCCUUUCCAUGAGUACCUACCCUAGUGUCCCUCCUGAGAUGGCCUAUGGUUGGAUGGUCGAGCACAAACACAGGCACCGCCAUAAACACAGAGAACACCGUUCUUCUGAGCAACCCCAAGUUUCCAUGGACACUGGCUCUUCCAGAUCUGUCCUGGAGACUUUGAAACGCUAUCGAUUCGGAAAGGAUACUGUUGGAGAACGAUAUAAACAUAAGGAAAAGCACCGGUGUCAUAUAUCCUGCCCUCACAUUUCUCCUUCAAAAAGUUUAAUAAAUAGAGAAGAACAGUGGAUCCAUCGAGAGCCUUCAGAAUCUAGUCCAUUGGCCUUGGGAUUGCAGACACCUUUACAGAUUGACUGUUCAGAAAGUUCUCCAACUUUAUCCCUUGGAGGAUUCACUCCCAACUCUGAUCCAGCCAGCAGUGAUGAACAUACAAACCUUUUCACGAGUGCAAUAGGCAGCUGCAGAGUUUCAAACCCUAACUCCAGUGGCCGGAAGAAAUUAACUGAUAACCCUGGACUGUUUUCUGCACAGGACACUUCACUAAAUCGGCCUCACAGAAAGGAGCCACUGCCUUCCAGUGAAAGGGCAGUACAGAACUUGACAGGUUCCCAAACAACCUCAGAUAAGUCUUCCCAGCGACCAUCAGAGAGUAUGAACUGUAGCCCUACCCGGAAGAGGUCUUCAUCUGAAAGUACUUCUUCAACAGGCAAGUGCUGUUUCUUUAACCAGACUUUAAAGAUAAUUUCUCAUCUGUUACUUGUGAAUAGACUUAAAAUAUAAUAUUUGAAUGGAGUUCCCUCUCGAAGUCCAAGAUUGGUUUCUUCUGGGGAUGACUCUGUGGAUAGUCUGUUGCAGCGGAUGGUACAACAUGAGGACCAAGAGCCCCUGGAGAAAAAUAUUGAUGCUGAGGUUGCAUCUGCCUCUGUGCCACCUUCCUGUAGUCCAGGCCAUAGCCACAGCAAGGAGCGAACCAUGGGAAAACCAGAUGGCCUUCUAGUGCCUGCAGUCCCCAGUGACUCCUGCAGUAAUAACAUCUCACUCCUUUCUGAAAAGUUGCCAAGCAGCUGUUCCCCUCAUCAUAUUAAGAGAAGUAUAGUGGAAGCUAUGCAGCGCCAAGCUCGGAAAAUGUGCAAUUAUGAUAAAAUCUUGGCCACAAAGAAAAACCUGGACCAUGUCAAUAAAAUUUUAAAAGCCAAAAAACUUCAAAGACAAGCCAGGACAGGAAAUAACUUUGUGAAACGCAGACCAGGUCGACCUCGGAAAUGUCCCCUCCAGGCUGUGGUAUCAAUGCAAGCAUUCCAGGCUACUCAGUUUGUUAGCCCAGAAUUGAAUGAAGAUGAGGAAGGAACAGCACUACACCUUGGCCCUGAUACAGUUACAGAUGUCAUUGAAGCUGUUGUUCAGAGUAUAAACCUGAAUUCAGAACAUAAGAAGGGAUUGAAGAGGAAAAGUUGGUUUUUGGAAGAACAGGCCAAGAAAAAGCAAAGGCCAUUCCUAGAACAAGAAGAACAAGAGAACACUAAAUGCUUUACUGAAGCAGCAGUUGAGAUUCCCAGUCCUCCUGAAACCCCAGCCAAACCUCUUGAACCUGAAAGCACCUUGCAACCCGUGCUUUCUCUCAUCCCAAGAGAAAAGAAGGUCCCACGUCCCCCAAAGAAGAAAUAUCAGAAAGCAGGGCUGUAUUCUGAUGUUUACAAAACUACAGACCCAAAGAGCCGAUUGAUUCAAUUAAAGAAAGAAAAGCUGGAAUACUCUCCAGGAGAGCAUGAAUAUGGAUUAUUUCCAGCCCCCAUUCAUGUUGGAAAGUAUCUAAGGCAAAAAAGAAUUGACUUCCAGCUUCCUUAUGACAUCCUUUGGCAGUGGAAACAUAAUCAGCUAUACAAAAAGCCAGAUGUCCCACUAUAUAAAAAAAUUCGUUCAAAUGUCUACGUUGACGUCAAACCCCUUUCUGGUUAUGAGGCUACCACCUGUAACUGUAAGAAGCCAGAUGACGACACCAGGAAGGGCUGUGUGGAUGACUGCCUCAAUAGAAUGAUCUUUGCUGAGUGUUCCCCCAACACUUGCCCCUGUGGUGAGCAGUGUUGUAACCAGAGGAUACAGAGGCAUGAGUGGGUGCAAUGUCUAGAACGGUUUCGAGCUGAGGAAAAAGGUUGGGGAAUCAGAACCAAAGAACCCCUAAAAGCUGGGCAGUUCAUCAUUGAAUACCUAGGAGAGGUUGUCAGCGAACAGGAAUUCAGAAACAGGAUGAUCGAGCAGUAUCAUAAUCAUAGUGACCACUAUUGUCUGAACCUGGAUAGUGGAAUGGUGAUUGACAGUUAUCGCAUGGGAAAUGAGGCUCGAUUCAUCAACCACAGCUGUGACCCAAACUGUGAAAUGCAGAAAUGGUCUGUUAAUGGAGUUUACCGGAUUGGACUAUAUGCUCUUAAAGAUAUGCCAGCUGGUACAGAACUCACUUAUGAUUACAACUUUCAUUCAUUUAAUGUUGAAAAACAGCAACUGUGUAAGUGUGGCUUUGAGAAAUGUCGAGGAAUCAUCGGUGGCAAGAGUCAACGUAUGAAUGGACUCACCAGCAGCAAAAGCAGCCAGCCUAUAGCCACACAUAAAAAGUCUGGACGGUCAAAAGAAAAGAGGAAAUCUAAGCACAAGCUGAAAAAAAGGAGAGGCCACCUCUCUGAGGAACCCAGUGAAAACAUGAACACUCCAACAAGAUUGGCCCCCCAAUUACAAAUGAAGCCCAUGUCCAAUCGAGAGAGGAAUUUUGUAUUAAAGCAUCAUGUGUUCUUGGUCCGAAACUGGGAGAAGAUUCGGCAGAAACAGGAGGAAGUAAAGCACACCAGUGAUAAUAUUCACUCAGCAUCAUUAUAUACCCGCUGGAAUGGCAUCUGCCGAGAUGAUGGGAACAUCAAAUCUGACGUCUUCAUGACCCAGUUCUCCGCUCUGCAGACAGCCCGAUCUGUUCGAACAAGGCGGCUGGCAGCUGCAGAGGAAAACAUAGAAGUGGCUCGAGCAGCCCGCCUCGCUCAGAUCUUCAAAGAGAUCUGUGAUGGUAUCAUCUCUUAUAAAGAUUCUUCCCGACAAGCAUUGGCAGCGCCACUUUUGAACCUCCCCCCAAAGAAGAAGAAUGCUGAUUAUUAUGAGAAGAUAUCUGAUCCCCUAGAUCUUUCUACCAUAGAGAAGCAGAUCCUCAUUGGUUAUUAUAAAACAGUGGAGGCUUUUGAUGCUGACAUGCUCAAAGUCUUUCGGAAUGCUGAGAAGUACUACGGGCGUAAAUCCCCAAUUGGAAGAGAUGUUUGCCGCCUACGAAAAGCCUAUUAUAACGCCCGGCAUGAGGCAUCAGCCCAAAUUGAUGAGAUUGUGGGAGAAACAGCAAGUGAGGCAGACAGCAGUGAGACCUCAGUCUCUGAAAAGGAGAACGGGCAUGAGAAGGAUGAUGAUGUUAUCCGCUGUAUCUGUGGCCUCUACAAGGACGAAGGCCUCAUGAUCCAGUGUGACAAGUGCAUGGUGUGGCAGCACUGUGAUUGCAUGGGAUUGAACUCAGAUGUGGAGCACUACCUUUGUGAGCAGUGUGACCCAAGGCCUGUGGACAGAGAGGUACCCAUGAUUCCUCGGCCCCACUAUGCCCAGCCUGGAUGUGUCUACUUCAUCUGUUUGCUCCGAGAUGACUUGCUUCUUCGUCAAGGUGACUGUGUAUAUCUGAUGAGGGAUAGUCGGCGCACGCCUGAUGGCCACCCAGUCCGUCAGUCCUAUCGACUGUUAUCUCACAUUAACAGAGAUAAACUUGACAUCUUCCGAAUUGAGAAGCUUUGGAAGAAUGAAAAAGAGGAACGGUUUGCCUUUGGCCACCAUUACUUCCGUCCCCAUGAAACCCACCACUCUCCAUCCCGUCGGUUCUACCACAACGAGCUGUUCCGGGUGCCGCUCUACGAGAUCAUUCCCUUGGAGGCCGUCGUGGGGACCUGCUGCGUGCUGGACCUCUACACGUACUGUAAAGGAAGACCCAAAGGAGUGAAGGAGCAAGAUGUGUACAUCUGUGAUUAUCGGCUUGACAAGUCAGCACACCUGUUUUACAAGAUCCACCGGAACCGCUAUCCUGUCUGCACCAAACCCUAUGCCUUUGAUCACUUCCCCAAGAAGCUCACUCCCAAAAGAGAUUUCUCUCCUCAUUAUGUCCCAGACAACUACAAGAGGAACGGAGGACGAUCGUCCUGGAAGUCUGAGCGCUCAAAGCCACCCCUAAAAGACUUGGGCCAGGAGGACGAUGCUCUGCCCUUGAUUGAAGAAGUUCUGGCCAGUCAGGAGCAAGCAGCCAACGAGAUGCCCAGCCUGGAGGAGCCAGAACAGGAAGGGGCCACUGCCGAAGUCAGUGAGGGCGGAAAAAAAACAGAAGAGAGUAGUCAAGAAGCUCAGUCAGCCUGUACCCCUGAAGAACGGCGGCAUAACCAGCGGGAACGACUCAACCAGAUCUUGCUCAAUCUCCUUGACAAAAUCCCUGGAAAAAAUGCCAUCGAUGUGACAUACUUGCUGGAGGAAGGAUCAGGCAGGAAACUGCGAAGGCGUACUCUGUUUAUCCCAGAAAACAGCUUUCGAAAGUGAACCUCAAAGAAUGAGAACCUCAAGCAUCUGAGAUCCAGUGGAGCUAACAGUCCUGCCUCCUGUUCUCUGAGUGUAGACAGGAGUGGGAAGGGUCCAUCCAGCAAGGGGAAUGGGGCCAUGACGUUAACAUUAGGUACUUAAUAAACCUUGGAGCUUGUAGAGAGGAAGAGGAAGGGGAUCUGUCUAACCAGUUCAAUUUAACUUGUUUUCCUCUCCAUGGCUUCAUCCAGAAGGUUAAUAAUAACGUAGGGAGGAAGGCAGAGCACAUUGAGGAUGACCAAAACUUUUUGGUACUUUAUAACACUUGCCCCUCCCCCAGCUUGGGUUUUUCUGUCAUCCUCUGAUCCCACAAGCACUGCUAAGAAGCUGCUUCCUAUACCCAGGUAUAACUCAGAAUCCAAAGGGGUAGGGCCAGGAACCCCACCACCUACCCCAUCUGCUUUCUGUAGGCUCCAAGAGCUAUCCCAGACACCUGAGACAGAAACAGUAGCUGGGGCCUCUUUCCAGAUCCCCGAUGAGGAAAGUUUCUCCUUUCUUGCCCAACAAUGUCAAAGUAAAACAUGAGUUGAUAACUCAAAGCACUUGUAACUGCUGCUCCUCUCCCUACAUCUACUCCCCAAAAUAGAAUCAUGGAAUAGGGAAGGCCCCCAUGGGGUCAGAGGGCACAGUACUUAGAAUUAUCUUCGUUUUAACCUGCCGAACAUAUUUUUUUCUGACGAGGCCAGGCCUCCCCCCAGCACAUGUACAGUUUAUGCACUGUGGUUUGUGUGUGUCUGCUGUGCUGUGCGAAUGAAGAUUCAUUUCAAAAUAAAAUCAUUUUAAAACCUAUAUAAAAAUGAACUCUAACCCCCACCAAACAAAAAUCACUACAAAACUGUUGAACAGUAUUCACCUAUCAGAGUAUUUGUUGUGAGUGUAGAUUAUCAAUUCAAAACACUACUCUUGUUUUCUUAAUUGUACAGUUUUCAAUUUUUAUCUCUUAAAGAGACAGUGUAUUCUCCCUACCCCUAGUUCCAUCUUUCCUCCACCCUCCUGAUCAUCAGGAGGGAUAUCCAGGGUGUUCCUUCCUUCCCAUUCUCUGGGCCAGAAGUUACCAGACAAUAAUGUCUCUUUAAAAAUAAAAUUUAAAAAGCUUUGCUUUGUUGUCUUCUCAGACAUACAUAUGCAUAUAAGUUUUAGAUGUUCUUAUAAGAGAAAAAAUGUUUUUUAAAUGUGCCAAGUUGUAUGUGUAUAUAUGUGUGUGUGUGUGUGUGUGUGUGUGUAUACACACACACAUAUGUGUGUGUAUAUAUAUGUGUGUGUGUGUGUAUAUAUAUAUAUAUAUAUAUCUGCUGCGUGAUUAGCAAGCAAUACAAUAGUAAACCAGUCCUCAUUACUUUUUUCUAAUAUUGGACCAAUGCUGUCCUAAUUGUACAUUUUCCCUUAUGAUGACGACACUCUGACUUGUUUAGGUAGAAACAUUGACCACCUUCCAUUCCAUUGAAUCUUUUUUCCUUUUUCUUCUUUCUGUGUCAAUCUUGAGGAAUAAACAAAAGAGACCGGGGAUGCCAAAGAUCCCCUUGAGCAGAGAAAAAGCAGAAUAAAUAUUUUAUUAAAGAAAAAAGAGAAUUAAGAAAAUAAUUUGGAGUAUUUUCUUACUGUAGAGAAGCACUGUACAUUACUGAGAGACCUGGGUAUAAGAUACUCACGUGUGGAGCUGGAAACAUCGCAUGUCCAAGCCCAUUUGAGUGGUUUCUUUUUUGGUUUUCAUUUCAGGGAGCCGGGGGGGAGGGAGGUGGGGAUAGGGGCACUUUGGGAGUCUCCUUUUAGUCAAAAGCAGGAAAGUUACAAGAAAGAGUUUAAAAUUCAAUAUUUCCUUUAAUAGUGUUAAACACUAAAAUUUUAAAAAAGACAAAAAAAGAAAAAACUUUGUAAUAUGUGUGAACAGAAGCAAAAGACACUACGCUCUGUCAUUUUAUCUUUCUUUUGUUGAAAGACUAAAAACUGAAAUGUUUUUUAGACAAUCAAAUGUUAGGUAAGUGCAAAAACUUGUUUUUUUCUUACUUGUGUAGAGAUUAAUGCCUUUUUUAUUUUUCAGUUAUUUUAUAAUAACGAAAUAAAAAGAUCCCCCUAGCUGCCAGGUGGGUUUUGGUGUUUGAAAUGCGGGGCAAAGCACUACAUCACUGCAAAUAGAUACAGUUAGUCUGCAUGUCUGUAGGCUGUGUGAUUGCGGAAAAUAUAAAUGCUGCUAAUAUAUUUCCUUUUUACAAAAGCAUAUCUAAAUAGAUGAUUGUUUUGAUGUUAAUCUUUGUAAAUUAUGUAUUACCAAUUUUAACAUUGGAUGUAAUUGCAUAAAAAGCUUGCAUCUCAAAUCCUUAAAAGUCUAGUAUUAAAUGGAAAAAACUUUUCCUAACUA